AUGUCUUCUAGUCAAUCACCCAAAUCAUCAUCAGCCAGUUCUGACAAGUCAUCUUCACAAUCUCAAGAGAGUGUAGCCAUUCGUUUUUUAAAUGCAGUCAUUGAUUUCAUGGCCAAGAAUCCUCAAUCACCUUCCGAGAUUUAUCAACUUCUCGCACAAACAGGAUCUGUCUUGUUGUUACAAUCCGAAGAAUUUCCCAAAUACAUGACUCGAUACAUUGAAAACAAAUUCGAAGAGGCCGACAAGGAACACUCCAACAAUGCUCUCAACAAUUUUCAAGCCAAAUAUCAAAUCGUGGUUCAACUUUUUAACUUGGCCACUUUUUUACAAAACGUUCGAUUGCCUGCCAUCUUACCUUUCAUGUCUCCUGUAUUGACACCUGAAGAACAACGAAAAGUAGAAUUUAAAUUGGAGGGAGCACCACUUGUCAAGCAAUAUGAUUUUCAUCAUUUUCAAGAAAUUUCCAUUGCCACUUUGGAAUGUUUGUUACAAUCGAAUCGAUCACCCAUUCAAACUGCCGAUUAUCGAGAAGCCAAUCAUUCCAACAACAAGACCAAAAUUCCUCCUCAUAUUCUCAAUGACGUGAGAUUUUCAUUAAUGGCACCAAAAAUUGAAAUUCAAUUAGCUUCUCUGUAUUUACAACGAUUGUAUCAUCCUUUUGAAGUUCUCAAAGAUAUGAAUCAUUUAUCUGAACAACAACAACAACAACAACAACAAUUUCCUCCAUUGUAUACCCAUAAUCAUGACAAAUUCUAUCGAUCCAGUAAUGAUGACAUUGCAUUAUAUUAUUUAAAAAGUGCUCUCAAUGUCAUUACUCCACAAAAUUCACCAGAUGAUUAUGCCGUAGCUUAUUCACAAAUGGCACAUCUUCUCAAACAAAAAAAGAAGUAUGAUGAAGCGAUUAAGGCAUUCCAGAAAGUAUUGGAAGUGAGAAAAGUCACCGAUUCGGAUCCAACUAAAUAUGCUUCAUUAUGUAUGAACAUUGCAAACACAUAUCUUGCAAAAGAAGAAGAAGCAUUUACUCGAUUCAAAGAAGAAUAUUCAUCUCACAAGGACGAUAUUGUUGUUAAAUUAUUUAAAGAAUAUUCCAUUAUUUUGAAAGAGAGCGUCUUGUUACACACUUCGAAUUUAACAACGUGUCAAGAACAAUGUGAAAAAUUUGAACAAGUGUCCAAAGAAUGGCUAAAAUCCAUCGAUUGUGCUAUUGAAUGGUUUGGAAAGAGUGAACAUGGUUUUAAACAACUCAAAAAACCACCUUCUCAUGAAAAGAAGGAACUCUCAACACAAGAUCAAUACAUUGGUCUCGUGAGUAUUAAUUUGGGAUAUGCACAUCUUCUCAAGACUAAAUUGUACAUGCAAAUCAUUUCCAAUUAUGAAUUGCUUUUGAAAACCAAAAAUACACAAAAGAAGAAUUUGAGUGAAACAAUUAAGAAGGCAAAAACAAGUGCAGAGAAUGGAAUUGUUGUGUUAAAAACAGCUCUGGAAGUCAUCAAACCAGAUGUUCACGAAAAGGAUUCGAUACUUCAAAAAGUUCGUCAUAUGGGAUCUGAAUCAUUUCCCAAAUUGAAUUUAUAUUUGGCAGAAUGUUACAUGUCUCUAUAUGUGUGUGAUCGUUGGUGUUGUUUAGAAAAUUCUGAAGCUAUGAAAGAAGGAAAUGAAAAUCUCCAUACUUAUUUAGAAGAAGCAAGAACAUGUUUAGAUUUGGGAAGUUCUCUCUUCAUGAAAAAAGAAAUGAAAGAUUGGAGAGUGAGAUUGAAUGUUUUACUUUUUGAAGUUUAUUUCAAAUCAAGUCAUGGAAGUGAAACUCCAAAAGAGAAAAAGGAACAAUUUUUGGAGAGGAGCAUGACUGCUCUGAAAGAAGCUGUCAAAGAUAAGGUUCAACAAGAUGACGAUGUUGUGACCUAUGAUGUGGAUAAUUUUUUGAACAAGUAUUUAGAGAGUUUGAGCUUGAGUGAUUGA
Naegleria lovaniensis is the source of this 1959-nucleotide messenger RNA. RefSeq lists its product as uncharacterized. Gene Ontology annotation, molecular function: protein binding. The transcript has a single exon. The record is from RefSeq and is a predicted model, not a curated record. The coding region runs from base 1 to 1959 and encodes 652 amino acids. NCBI's taxonomy places the organism in Eukaryota, Heterolobosea, Eutetramitea, Acrasida, Naegleriidae.